Messenger RNA from Colletotrichum scovillei, 2295 nucleotides. RefSeq lists its product as uncharacterized. The coding region runs from base 1 to 2295 and encodes 764 amino acids. The transcript has 5 exons. Lineage: Eukaryota; Fungi; Ascomycota; Sordariomycetes; Glomerellales; Glomerellaceae. The record is from RefSeq and is a predicted model, not a curated record.
AUGUCACCGCGACGACGGCGAAAUACAAUUACUCGCGACUCCGAUGCCUCUUUCUCCCUCGACAAAGAUGGCUGUGGCGUAUCCAAUGGGGUCUCUCACGCCAGCGAUCAGCGAGCUGGCUCAGACACUCUGCCAAUCGAAGUCGAAGCUUUCCAUGAUGGCGACGGCGUCAAAACCCUAUACGAUGGAGAAGACGAUGACGACGACGACGACGGAAUCCUUUCCGAAGACGAGGAUUACGAUAUGGAAGACCAGAUGAAGCUCUUUGACGGGAAUGUGCAUCCAUCUGAAUACUGGCUGCGCGAGCUAGAAAGCUUCAACGAGGAUUCCUUCGCCUGUCAGGACUACAGUCUGGGGACGACGGUGCUCCUCGAUGCCGUCGAGGGACAAUGGCAUCAAUUCUGCGCUGUCAUCAAGCGCGACGUUCAACAGUGUUACGCGACCAUCUCCACCAGCAUCAUGUAUACCUUCUUCGAUUGGUUACUCAACCAAAAGAUCGGCAAGGACGGCAGGAGGAAACGUGGAAUCAAGAAGAAAAGUUCGCUGGGAACAUACUGGAAGGUCUUUCGGCUCGUCUACGAGAGAGCCGUGGGCGACAAGCUUGAUCCAAAGCUGAACCGCAGCAUGCACAGGGAAGCCCAGGUCCUGCGACGCUUAUCGAAGAGGCACGGUAUGAACGAACAGCGGCGAGCCAAUCGCUGUAUGGUGAUUGAAGACCUUAUGCAGCAGAAUGAGACUACGCUUAGCACAACAAAGAAGUCCUUCAAGCUUGGGGAACUGCGCAUCCUCGCCGUACUCUUUCUCCUCCUGCUUGCCCCUGCUGGUUCUCGGCCAACGGCGACGCUCAACCUACGAUUCAAGGACAUUCGGGUCGCUUUGGCAAGGGAUCCAGAGGGCGGGCCACACAAGCUUCUUCUUCGGCUCACUCCUGAAUUCACCAAAACCUACCUCGGCGAAAAGGAACAGAAAACAUACACGAUCCCCGAAACCAUGUUUGAUCCGUCCUUGCUCUUAAGCCCCCACGUCUUUCUCCUGGGCAUCAUUUUCCGUCACCGAGCUUUCCGUGCACCAAGUCUUACCUCGCCGCAUCACCUUCAAAGCCUUGACAUACAUCCUGGCGAGAAAGAGCUUCCCUUGCCGUUGAGGGAGGACCUCAACCAGACCUUCAUUUUUCGUCGAGCUGUCGAGACUUUGACGGGUUAUCAGAUGUCCCGUAAUCAACGCAUAUCUUAUGGCAUGAUGGCAGCCUGGGUCAAGAGAAUCGGCGAAAUUAUGGGGCUCAAGGACCCUACGAUAGCCUACAAUCUGCGCUACAACGCUGCCAAUGCGUUUGACCAGAGUGUCGACGUGAGCGAGGCUCUGAGAAAUUUGGCCAUGGGACACGGCAAUUCCGACCCUUUUCAGAGGCACUAUCUUGGGCGCAACAUCUCUGCUGAUCUCUGGGGUAUCGUCCGUGGACAGAAGCCACAGCAGGCACUUCUCAAGCAGUCUUGCAGCGUUGGCCACUCCAUCUCGCAGCGUCGUCCAAUCGAUCUGACGGCAGAGCAGUCUGCCUCUGUUGCGACGCAUCCAACCAUAAGAGCACUUACGAAAGCUAUUCCGAAACUGCCUCUGGGCUCCAAAGAAUAUAAAGAAGCCAAACGGAUGAUGCGCAAAGAAAAGGAGAGACUAAGGAGAGAUCUGAAACAGCAAAUCAGGGACGAAUGGACUGACCAGCAAGCCACAGACGACAUCGAGCGCCAAAUUCGCGGCGUUGGGUUUGCCAAAGCGGUAACAAUGGAUCCCUCUCGCCCUCAAGGACAAGCACAAAAGCGAUUGCUCGCCAAGCUCACAGCCCCAGUUGUCACGACACUGGAAGGGCAGUACCGUCGAAGAGACGAUGCCAUCGAAGCGGUGUCUGCGUACUGUCUUGUUCAAGAAGGAUGUACGGUGCGACGGUCUCAGCAUAGGCCAGCAGAGGGCCCACUUCCUCCUCCGUCAGGCCAGCCACGAGAGAGCACCCCUUUAUACGAAGCUACACUGUCCGUAUUUGUUGCUGACAAGGAAGAGCGGCCAAGACGAUGCUUCGUAUGUAUUGGCCAAGCCUUGUGUCUGCCUACAGAUGACGAACAGCGGUUGAACGAACUUAUGCAUGAGUUCUACACCUCCAAUGACUUGACCAAACAUUUCAAACGGAAGCACCUUGACAAAAUUGCAGACUGCGAUCAGGUAGACUGCAAGGUUUGCGACAUGACUCUCGACGAAAAGAUGCAUUUUCAGCGUCAUGCCCGCGACAUUCACGGGACUGUAUCAUGA